Cladocopium goreaui is the source of this 927-nucleotide messenger RNA. NCBI's taxonomy places the organism in Eukaryota, Dinophyceae, Suessiales, Symbiodiniaceae. The record is from the annotation of a GenBank genome assembly.
AUGGCCGCCAGCGGGUGGGAAGCAAUGCAGUGGCCGCUGGGUCUUUGGCAACAGGCGUGUCAGCUUGUGAUACGUGAGCCAGACGCUAUCGGUUCCUGGGUGGUCCGCUUGAGUGCCUGCUUUACUGGACUGGAACGCAAGGUGUGGCCCCUUGCCUGGCACCUUUUGGAUGAUGCGAAGCCAAGAGGUAUCAGAGUCGACACCAUCUGCGGCAAUGCUGCACUGGCUGCCCUGCCGCGGUGGUCUGCAGCCCUUGUGCUCUUGCAACAGCUACAGGUCUGGCAGCUGCGACCAAACAGUAGCACAGCUGCCACAUUCCUGAGCCAGCUGGGCGAGCAAUCACUUUGGGAAAAAGCCAUGUCUUGGCUGCGAGACAAAAAUGGUGAGACCGCUGUCAACGCAGGCAUGGCUGCUUGUGAAAGCGGCGGGGCUUGGCAACGCGCGCACCUGCUCUUGGACUGGCCUGGGCUGAAGGUGGACGUGGUUGGUCUCAGCAGCUGCCAAAGUUCACAGGGGAAGUCGGGGAACUGGCCUGGAGCCCUUUUUCUGCUCAGAACAGGUGAGGUUUGUGCUCUGCAACCCAAUGCAGUCGGCCUUGCAGCUGCACUCAGUUCCUGCCAGGGCCAGUGGCAGCAUUGCUUGGCGCUGAAACGCUGGGCGCGUUUCGGGAUUGAGGUGGGUUUUCUUGCACGAUUGGCUUUGCUCAGUGCCACGGACUGUGCUUCCCGUUGGACCCAAGCGCUUCACCUUUGGCCAAAAACUGCUGCACUGGCAGAAGCAGGCGAUCUCUUAAAUGCGGCAAAUUCUGCCAUGACCAGCUGCGGCCAAAGUGCUGCAUGGCGUUGGGCACUAAAGCUGCUGUCAGAGGUUAAAAAUUGCCGGCUGUCCGUGUCUUCUAUCACAAGGCUGUGGGAAAUUCUUCACUGA